Molecule: messenger RNA, 1052 nt
Organism: Rhododendron vialii
Lineage: Eukaryota; Viridiplantae; Streptophyta; Magnoliopsida; Ericales; Ericaceae
Product: early nodulin-like protein 9
Exons: 2
Coding region: 189-818 (209 amino acids)
Cellular component (GO): plasma membrane
Molecular function (GO): electron transfer activity
Source: RefSeq, a predicted model, not a curated record
AGAAGACAAGACAUCAAAACACAGAUGAAGAAUAUAUACCCAAAAGCAGCAAAAGCUUCACUUUCACACCUUCUAAAGAGUUUUGCCUACAAAAACCCUCAUGAAAACGUUCUUGUUCACCCAUUAGCCUCACCGCAGUUACAUUCGAGCUUUCAGUUUUCCGGCUCAUCCUUUUCUUGUGUUCCAAAAUGGCUCGUAAUCUGAAGGCAUUUUAUGCUCUGGGGCUUUUCAGUCUUUUUCUGUUGGUCCAAAAAGGUGGUGCGUAUGAGUUCACGGUUGGUGGCUCGAAUGGCUGGACAAUCCCCAGUGAUUCAAAUGCGCUGAAUCAAUGGGCAGAAAGAAGCCGGUUUCAAAUCGGAGACACUCUGUUGUUUGUGUACCCACCAGACAAAGACGUAGUGCUUCUAGUGAACAAGGAUGACUACAACAAUUGCAGCACAGCAACACCCAUUGCAAAAUACACAGACGGGCACACAGAAUUCAAGUUCAGCCAGUCUGGGCCUAUCUACUUCAUAAGUGGAGUCAAAGACCACUGCCUCAAGAAUGAAAAGCUGCUGGUGGUUGUCUUGGCAGAUAGAAGCGGCAAGAAAUCUGCACCUUCUCCACCGCCAUCAGCUGCUUCUCCUCCACCGCCAGUAGCUUCUCCUCCACCGUCAGCUUCUCCGCCAGCUGGAUCAGAGGAGCCUACCCCAUCGCCGGGGCCUUCAGCCGAUCAGACUCCAUCAAAGAAGAAAAAAAAUGGUGCAACUUCUGUUGUCGUGAGUUUCGUUGGGUCCAUUGGGGCUUUACUGGGUUCAUCUCUUCUUUUGGUUCUCUAAUUUCUCCAGGAUUUGCUUUUGAGUUUGAUUGAUUGUUUUGUGUUCUUUGUCUAUUCAUGAUUUUCAGCCACCUUGAUCCCAGGGUUUAAUUACUUCAAGGUUUGUUGGUAUUUGAUGUUCGUUGUGCUAUACAUUUGAUAAAUAAGCUGGGUUUUGCAGAUUGCGGGUUCGAUAAUUGUUAAUCUACCAUGUAAGAACAAUGUACAAAAGGAAAUAAAUUGAAUUUACGAGAAA